CUGAUAUUCCAUCCUCGCCAUUUUGCAAUGUGGGAGAGAGGGAGGCGACUUUUUAUGGCUAACGAAUAAAACAAAGCAGGUUUAUGUGUUGAGGACAAAGAGCGUCGAGACUUUCCGUGUCAGUCAUGGAGGAGAUCAGCAAUGUAGCUGUACUCAUCACACAAUCCUCCUCUUCCUCCUCCACUCCAUCAGCACUGGGAUCCCUCUCUCAGACCCAAACCCAGCAAGAGGAGGACCCCCCCCAGAGUUUUCAGCAGAAACAAGCAGCAGAUUCUCUGAUCCAGGUCAUUGAGAAGCUCAGCAAAAUUGUGGAGAAGCGGCCCCAGCGCCGCUGCACCAUCGUGGGACAGAAAAGGGCCUCCUCUGCAGUGGGAGGAGGAGCUGAGGAGGGGACGAGGGGGAGCAGAGGAGGCUCUCCCUAUAAGAAAAUCAAGAGGACGUUUAAGGGGCAGGAGAGUGAAGAGGAGGUGCGAAUAGAUGGCAGCACGACUGAUGGCGCUCGUUCUUCUCCCGUGUCAAGUGACAGUAACAAUGACAUCACCUCCACGUUAACAGAGGUAGCCGGCAACCCAAAUGGCAGCAACCACAAGCGGACAGUGACGUGCUAUCAGUGCAGCCUGUGCCCCUAUCUCUCCCAAACGCUGCCCCUGCUGAAAGAACACCUGAAACAACACAAUGAGCAGCACAGUGACCUCAUCCUCAUGUGCUCUGAGUGUCGCUUUACCUCCAGAGACCAGAGGCAGUUGGAGGCACAUGUCAGGCAGCACUUCGACAAUGGUGGCAACCUGAGGACAAAUUCCACUCUGACAGACACCUACAGCGAGUGCAAAGAAGAGGUUUUAAGGAGUCCGGAUGGGGACUGGACCGGGAGCAGUGGCAGUAUGGGAACCGAGGUGAUCAAAAGUUCACUGGACGGUUCCAAGGAGCUAGCGCAGAAAAAGAAAUGGUAUAGCUAUGAGGAGUAUGGAUUGUACCGUUGCCUGAUCUGCAGCUACGUUUGCAGCCAGCAGCGAAUGCUCAAGACCCAUGCCUGGAAACACGCUGGCCUGGUUGACUGCUCUUACCCCAUCUUUGAGGAUGAAGAUGGAGCUACCGCAAGGAGAGAGGUCCAGGCUACAGCUAACACUGCUGCAACCAGAGAGGAAAUAGUUGUUAUUUCCCCAGUUCUUCAAGAUAAAAGCCUACAAAAGCUGCCCACGGCCUUCAAGCUCCAGCUCUGUGUGCCAAUGGCUGUUGAGAACAAAAGGGAUGUGUUGAAUCAUCCUGUUUCUAAUGAAAUUCCAAAAACAGAGGAGGAGGAGGAAAGUGUGUACCCUAUCAAAGACCUGACCUCUGAGGAGCCCAUGGUGGAGGUGCAGGUGACGACAGAGGCGGAGUCUGAGGUGGAGAUUGAUAAUCACCAUGAUAGCACCUCUGUCACGGACAGCUUACUAUCAUCAGCUCAGAAGAUUAUCAACAGCAGUCCCAACAGUGCCGGCCACAUCAACGUGAUUGUAGAACGCCUUCCUUCAGCUGAGGAUUCAGUCAUGGCGACUAACCCACUUCUUCUCAGCCCAGAUGCGGACAGGGAUAAGAGCUUACUGGAUGCAGAGGUUGAGAAGCGGGACCGUGUGGGAGCAGUGAAGGAUGAAGUGGUCCCUGGCUGCACAUCUGACAGCCAGCCUUUAGCAUCUGAUAUCAAAUCCUCUGUCGCUAUGGGUAGCGACUCGCCACGAGAUGAAAACAUCCCCCCAGCUGGGCGCAAGAGGACUCAUUCUGAGUCGCUCCGCCUUCACUCUCUGGCAGCUGAGGUCCUGGUAGCUAUGCCUAUGAGGACCCCUGAGCUUCCCACCUCUAGCAACAAGGUAAGUGUGAAAACAAUUACAGCCCAGGCCCAGAGCCCAAACACGGUCCAGAAACCUGUAGAUGUGACCACAGCAGGACCGAAGGCCUCUGACGUAGGGACAACGGCUGCUUUAUUGGACUUGGAGCUUCAUAGCGAGGGCAGAGAAGAAGAUUUGGGCUCUCUGUGCCUGGGGGAAGGAGACGAGGAGGGCCCUGCCACUAAAGCCGGCAUCAGCCUGUCACUUCUCACUGUCAUCGAAAGACUGAGAGAGCGCUCGGACCAGAACGCCUCAGAUGAGGACAUCUUAAAAGAGCUUCAGGACAACGCACAGUUCCAAAACGGAGCCGUAGCCGGUGUGGUCACAGGGAACGGAGCUGGGAGUUACAUGUGUAGCAUCCCAGGAAUGGACGGGUUGGUCACAUCUCCUGACGGUGGUCUGGUGGACUUCAUACCUGGCAGUGACAGGCCAUACCGGUGCCGCCUGUGUCGCUACAGCAGCGGCAAUAAGGGCUACAUUAAACAGCACCUACGGGUGCACAGGCAGAGGCAGCCGUAUCAGUGUCCCAUCUGUGAACACAUCGCCUCGGACAGUAAAGACCUCGAGAGCCAUAUGAUUCACCACUGUAAGACCAGGAUGUACCAGUGUAAGCAGUGCCCAGAUGCCUUCCAUUACAAGAGCCAGUUAAGAAAUCAUGAAAGGGAACAGCACAGCUUCAGUGGUGACACGGCAGCCCUCACACCAGUCACUGAAACCGUGGCCAUGGUGGAGGAAGCUGAGCGGGUAACAGAUGAAGAAUGUGGUAUGCAGAAGAUGUAUAAGUGUGAUGUGUGCGACUACACCAGCUCUACAUAUGUUGGGGUGAGGAACCACCGCAGGAUUCAUAACUCUGACAAGCCUUAUCGGUGUUGUAGCUGUGAUUUUGCUACCACCAACAUGAACAGUUUAAAGAGCCACAUGAAGAGGCACCCUCAGGAGCACCAGGCCGUGCAGCUGCUGGAGCAGUACAGGUGCUCUCUGUGUGGCUAUGUGUGCAGUCAUCCCCCGUCACUCAAAUCCCACAUGUGGAAGCACGCUGGAGACCAGAACUACAACUACGAGCAAGUUAACAAAGCCAUUAAUGAGGCCAUCUCCCAGAGCAACCGAGCCCCUCAGAAGUUGUCGGCGGUGCUGGAGUCAGUGGCAGAGCGCCCUGCAGUGGCCCAGCCCUCAAAGGACAAAGCAAAGGGCCCAGUGGAACCACUGCCAACACCCACAUCAGUGACGACAACAACAACAACAACAACAACAGCAGCUGGCCUGGCUGUGGACAGCUCAGCAGGCCUGCCCACCACAGACCCUUCACAGUGGCCUGGUGAAUCCCCAAGCCCCCAGGGGAAGGACCCUGCACAGCUCCAGUCUCAGUCCCAGAGCCAGCCACGCACAGGCCAGGCCCCCGUCCCAGGCCCCGGCAUGGAAUACUGCGUGCUUUUGUUCUGCUGCUGUAUCUGUGGCUUUGAGUCAACCAGUAAAGAGCGGCUGAUGGAGCACAUGAAGGAGCACGAGGGAGACAUCAUUAGCAUCAUCCUCAACAAGGAGCAGCAGCAACCAGAAGCACAAGCAGGCCUCCAAACUGCAGAGUGAGAGCUGCCCUCCCCUCCCUCUCUUUAUGUUAACACUGACGCUGCACUCUUACAACCAUCUGCUGCCCACAAAAGUAUUUCAUUAUGUUUCUUUACCUCAACGUGGUCACGGUGGAUAUCAAGGUGUAAACAUUUCACAUCUACUGUACUAUAGUAGUUAAUUGUCAUUUCUCAGAAUGUUCUCUGGUCAGGUCGGUUGUGCUAUCGAAGAGUUCCAACUGUCACUGCUGUCCAGCGCAGACACCUUGAACAGGUGUCAAGGGAAAUUGUGAAAUUAUUUUCUGAGUGGCAUAUCCUUUGAAAGGAAUGUGAAAAAAAAAAACUUGUAACAUUAAAAUAAUGUUAGAAUCCGUUUUUGUCAAACAACUUGACAUUAAAGAGACACAAAAUGUGUCUGUAGGGAAGCAAUUGUAAUUCUAAGGGACAAGCCCGAGCUCUAAUCCAAGUUUAUUUUUCAGUAUACAGGGACAUGUUCAUACCUCACAAAACCAAACAAUCCCUCACCAGAAAUGGAAAAAAAAGAUUCACAUAUUUUCCAGUCUAAUUCAUGUAUUGACCGUAAGGCAGCUCUUUUAUUGCUACUGUAAUAUUUAAUGUAUUUGAUCUGACACCGUUGAGGCUCUAGCCUAGUUAAGGAGGUACGUGUUCAAACUCACCAAUGCCUAAAGGCAUGCAUCACAGCUUGAAUAUGAUUUCAUAUUUAUCAGUUUAUUUUUAUGCAUGUUUCUUUUCUGCCAAUUUAAAGAGGCAAAUGUUAAUUAUUAUUUGCAUUUUUGUAUGUAUGAGUGACUGUAAUUUUACCUGUUGGAUCGUUUAUAAGGAAAAGCAGUGUCAUUAGAGGAGAAAGUCUGAGUUCUCAAAGGAAGAGCGGAAGUUGACCAGAGUUUGAUGAUUGUAGUCUACCAACGAUGCGACUAUUGGGUUUAAGGCAUGUUGACGAAAAAGGAAUGAUAAAAAGGGAAGUUAGCUUAGGUAGGGCUGUUACUGUAAUCAAAUGGUGCCUGGAUAUUUGAAAGCAGGAAUAUGUAUUGAAUCAGACACACCUGUUUUCACCUGUGAUUGUGGUGCUAGGCUCACUUUAAGCGUUGUCAUUGAAGGUGUAGUCUUUUUUUAGCCCAUGCAAUUUCUGUUGUAUAUAAUAACAUUUUUAUAAUAACCUUUGCUCUUUUCUGUCAGUGUUUUUAAAAUAUAAACUUUUUAGUGUCAAACUUGAAAUGGCCGCUGUCCCAGCUAACAAAUAUGGCUGAAAUAAGAAGACAUGGAUGUGAAAAUAAAGUUUGGAAGGCGACAUGUUUUAUUGAGGUUUAUUGGCGCAGUCCUCCCAUGUGCUCUCAUGUGAUUGACUGGAAGCAGGAGUGUAAUAUAAGGAUAAUAUCAGCUCUGAUCGGGAAACACUCAACUCAGCACAGUGUAAUGACGAUACCUUGAUCAAUGAAGGCUUGGUGUUUACCGUGAUGGAUCGACUCACUGGGUGGAAGUUAUUUUUCAUGCAGAAUGAGCAGCAGCAAAUGGCUUUUUCUGAAAGGAGAAAAAUUGAACCUUAAUAUCUCAAAUGAUGCUGACUGUGCCGAAAACACCUGGCUUAAUGUGCGGGAAAGGAGUACUGGCACAACUCUUGCUAUUCGCUCACCCACAUGCGUGUUAGGAACAACCAAAAUAUGUCUUGCACCUAAAUGUUGAUUCACGUCAAACUGUGCCAUUUGAUUGCUAUGAUUGGUGUCACUGGGAAGCCUUACAGGAGAACAUUCAUGCUUCUGCCACAAUCUUGCCAGAAAAAAACCCUUUUACAUCUCAUCCAAACAUUGAAAUUAACAGAAAAUUAAACAGACUGAAGAUUAUUCUCUGUCAGCAUCUCAAGCUGUCUAAUGAAUCACGCAGUCCUGUCAGGCAGUCAUCAGUAUGUCAUCCACAUAGACAGAGGCUGAGGAAAUUAAGAUAAAAUGGAAUAUCCAUAAUUCAUGGGCCCCCUACUCCACCUGACAUAACAUCUUGAAAUUGUGUCUGCACGUGUGUGUAGCAUAGUGGAUAAAACCAAAUUAAAUCUCUAUCUCAAAGACCUUGUUACCUGGGAUGGAAUUCUCAUUAUCAAAGAGGGGAAUGAUUGUCUGGCUUUUAAUUUACAAUGCUGCAUGGCAGAAUUAGGGAAGUUUGUGACAUGUCUAUACUUUAAAGGAUAAAAUAAAAGUGGGACUUGAGUGCUCCACCUGUCUGAUAAACCUGGCAUGCAUGUGAAUGAGCAGUGAGAGUUAAAGGCUGGACAGACACACCCCAGCUCUCUCCUCUCUGUCAUGUGGGGAUCCUCUAUUAAACUUGAAUGGCCUGCUGGUCCCACUGACCUGCUAUACUUAACUUAGUUGCACACAGUUCUCUUUUGCAAUGAGGAAUUAUUAGCAAUAUUUCAGGUGCAAUCAGUUUUGGUUUUACUUUUGGUAAAAAAAAUAAAAUGGUUAAGAUAAUCUGGCUAAACUGUUGGUUUUUGUGUAACUGGUAUGAUGGUGUUUCAUGCCCUGCAGUGCUUUGUUGAGGCAAUUUCGUCAUAUUCUGAAAUCUUAGCAAUUAAAUGGUUUGCCACAUAUUUUUGUUAAGUGUCAGUAAAUUCCAUUAAAAGACCAAAACCAGCAGCACAUUACUGCAGCGAUACUCAACUUACAACCUGUGGGCUGCAUUUGGCUCAUGAUGGGAUGCCACGUGGCCCGCUAACCAUUUUCUUACUCACAAUGAAAAUAAAUUGAUUCAUAGUGAGAAUGCAAAUGAGGUGCCAGAGUUAAUUUAAAAAAUAGUGCAAGGAGAGGAUCCCCUGACCCUCCAACAGAGUUCUGAGCUAAAACCUGAAUGUCCUCAAAUCCUAAAAACACCCCUGCUUACAACUGACCUGUUUGGGGCAGCUGCGACUGGGUUUGCCUCUUGGCAAAGAUGAGUGAGGAAGGCCAGUGUCAAGGUUGAAAACAGACAGUUCAUCAAUUGUAUAUUCUAAUAAAUAUCAUAAAUGUUCGUUUAAUAACUGGCCCCUGGCCUCUUGACAUUUUGCAAAAGUGGCCUUCAGACAAAGCAAGUGGAGUAUCCCUGAUUUAAUCCACCUUAAAAUCAUUUCCAGCCUACCCUGUUUGUGGCACCAACACAAGCAUACUGGUUACAACUGAAGACAUACCAAACCUUAUGAAUAUUUUUCCUGCAUUUUUUUCUUUUUGAAGGUGACAUCAUUUCUAAUAACAGUUUUUGACAAACGGCAAUUAAACAAGCCAUAGUGUAUAUGUUUGGGACUAUUUUCAGCCGCUUAUUUAUAUACAUUUGGUGCAGUGUAUGUGGGAUUGACUCAGACUACAGUGCAGUGCAGAACAAGUGAUUCAAGUGAUACAAGAGCUCUAUGGCACGGAGGAAUAAUAUAUAUCAGACUUUGGAUGCAAAAACAAUACUGUCAAUACUUAACAGUGGGAUACAUUUGUUGUUAACUUCUGUCUUUUAAUGGGAGUUGUUGAAAAUAAAAAUCAAGGGCAAAAUCUGGUGUGUACAGGUUUAACCAACAGACAUGAUGGCCAAAGCUACAAAAAUAAGCAUCCAAGUGCAGUCUAUGACUGCACAGUAAAUGUGUAUAACAGAGUAACUUGUAACUCUUGUAAACUCUAUAAAGAAUGCAUUUCUGUUGUAUUGCAAAUUAAGCACUGUAGUGUCAGCCAGACUUGGAAAAAAUGAACAAGCUGUCAUGUCGCAUCAACUUUUAUACUGACUACAACAUGUUUAUAUUUCAAGUAAAGUGAAAUCAUUUUAGAUAUCUUUUAGUAACCUAACAAAUAAAGACAAUAAAACUACUUGUACUGCAAGUUUAAGCUCACAGCUGGCAAAUAACAUCUUGGGUCAUUCCCCUGGUGGCAACUGCAUAUAGGUCAAGUGGGGUUUUGCAUGUAGUGAUAUUUUCCAUUUAGUGUCACAAAUUGCAAAAGUGUGUCAACACAGGCUGCAGACACUGCAAGUAUGAAAGCAAGUGUCUCUACCACUCUGAGAACGUGUGGAUCUUCCCUGUUCACACGGUUCCAUUUCCCUCAGACUUAAUUUGCACCACAGCUACAAAACUUUGUGCCAUAUUAGCUUUUUUUAGAAACAAGAAUUGUCUUUUGUUUUGGUUAAUUGUGCCUUUUGGUUCAAGGUAAUAUUUGUGUUGAAACUAGAAUUUUUUACCUCUCUGCCACAACGUCAGUCACAUGUCUGAAUGUGCUAGCCAUAGAUCUGUAUUUUGAUUUGGGCACACAAUACUCAGCCAGCUCUAUUAAAGAUGAUUAUUGUGAAAAUUUCACUGUCUGACCUCAAUAUGUUUUCCACAGAGGCAAAUCCACGUUUGUUUUAUCCAGCAGUUUUAGCGUCACUGAAACAAUAAACCAAGUAUGUGAAACAGCUCUUUCUUACAUGACUAGCUAAUGAGCUCAAACACUUUCCUAAUGUAUUUAAAGUGUGUACAUAUUGUAGAUGAAAACUACAGAACCUUAAAACUGACAUUUUUAAAAUAUAUAAUCUAUUUUUUAAUGAUCUUGUAAAAAAAAAACAAAAAAAAAACAAUUGAGACAAAAAAAAAAGUUU
Epinephelus fuscoguttatus (brown-marbled grouper) is the source of this 8014-nucleotide messenger RNA. It is a transcript of the gene znf507, whose product is annotated as zinc finger protein 507. The record is from RefSeq and is a predicted model, not a curated record. Gene Ontology annotation, biological process: regulation of gene expression. The coding region runs from base 126 to 3446 and encodes 1106 amino acids. The transcript is spliced from 7 exons. Lineage: Eukaryota; Metazoa; Chordata; Actinopteri; Perciformes; Serranidae. Gene Ontology annotation, cellular component: nucleus.